Huiozyma naganishii CBS 8797 is the source of this 2736-nucleotide messenger RNA. RefSeq names its product Rrn6p (gene RRN6). Gene Ontology annotation, molecular function: RNA polymerase I transcription regulatory region sequence-specific DNA binding; RNA polymerase I general transcription initiation factor binding. Gene Ontology annotation, cellular component: RNA polymerase I core factor complex. The record is from RefSeq and is a predicted model, not a curated record. Gene Ontology annotation, biological process: nucleolar large rRNA transcription by RNA polymerase I. The transcript has a single exon. NCBI's taxonomy places the organism in Eukaryota, Fungi, Ascomycota, Saccharomycetes, Saccharomycetales, Saccharomycetaceae. Bases 1 to 2736 code for a protein of 911 amino acids.
AUGAACCAUCCUAAUAUCCCCACUAGGCGACCGGUUGGUAUACAAUUAGCAACGGGGGUAGAGGGACCAGGUAUAUAUGUUGGAUCAGAGAAUAAGAGCAUUGAUAAGGGAGGAUCAUGGUUACAAGCUGUAGGAAAUCAAACGGCAUCGAAUUCCUUCCUUUUGAGAAUUUCGCCGAAUCCUUUGCAAACUAUCGACGUCCGUAAACAGCAUUUAGAAAUGGGCGAUGCAUUGCAAGCGGAAAUGAAUUUCGCGGACAUGGUUUUCUCGGAUACUGACGACAACACAGGCGAUGAGCUAGAAAGGAGCGAAUUUUCCGCAGAUGAUGAUGAACUGUUCAAUAAAACAAUCAACACUAGUCUAAGGUGGGGGUCUGUAUCGCCAACAAUUAGUGCAACUAAGUUAAAGGUCUAUAAAAAAGUUGAUAGAAAAGAACUUAAAGGGUCUAUAUACCAUGCCAGAAGACCGAUGCCGAAGAAAUCCGUCCAUUUUGAUUAUUUACCAAGAAAGACUAUAAAAGAGCAACGUGAAAAGAUAGACGUCCUAGAGAGACGUCGUUCUUCUAGGAAACACUCCAUUUUAACACUGGAUCCAUCCAUAGGUUCCACAAUGACUAUGGGAAUAGUACAAACAGCUGCUGAUGUGAGGAACGAUGUUAAAAGCCAAAUAUUGGCUUAUCUUGGACCCCAAAAACACCAACUGAUGCUUUCAUUAGUCUCAGCAAGUAGCCCAGAAAACAAUCUGAAGUGCUACAGUAGAGUUGGCGCUAGUAUAAGCUUCUCCUCUAAGAUCAUUUCGAUCAAUUUUCCAAAACUGGCUUACUCCUUUUCUCGUGCAUCUGAUGUUAUUGGUAUAAUAACCAAGACUUCCUUACACAUAUUAAAGGUUAAAGGGAUAGACCGCAAAACCGGGGAGAUAGAUUGCGUUUUGUUUAAACCGCUGCAUUUCUCUCAGCUUGGCGACUUUCCCUUGGCAGAUAUUGCAUUUAAUCCAUGGGACAUGAACCAAUUUGCAUUGAUAGACAUACAGGGGAAUUGGUCCAUUGGUCAAAUACCAAAAUCCGCAACCAAAUAUGGAGACGUACUUUCCUUGAGUCUCGAAUCAAGAGGUAGCGUAUUUCAACCCGACCACACAUCCCUUAUGAAGAGGAUAGAGUGGUCAAACUCAUUCAGCAGGCUCCUUAUAGUGGACCCAUAUGGAAUGACAGAGAUCGACUUUUCUGAAAAUUGGCAAGUGGAUUUAGUGGAAGCCAUUACUUGGUCCGAAAUAAGAGGCUUCAAGAAUAUCGACGAGUCUUAUUCAGUUCUUCUAACCUCACGGGAAAUUAUAUUUUUGAGCACGUUUAUGCACCGGGAGACCAAAAGAGAACUUUCCUGGAAACACGACUUGGAUACAACUGACAAAUCCCUCACAAUUUCAGUUCAAAAAAUCAACUGUUUAAAUGGUACUGUUGUCCUAUCCACCAUUCAUUCCAAAAAGCACAAUACAAUAUACUUGCAUCCAUUUUCGAUCAACAACGAAGUUAUCCAAUCCCUUGGACAAGGUAUCCUGCUGAAAAUACCAGGUGAAAACUUGGGCAUAGAUCAAAUUUCAGAUUCCGAGCAUGAGGUAGACGACUACUUGGAAGAAUUUUGCAAGAAAAUAGCAUUGAAUAUUUUUGUUAAAAUGUCCGAGUGCGAAAAUAUCUACAAUCUGGCAUUGGAAAAACCUUCAGGUGAAAUUAAUGACUUUUUGAAAGCUAGUAUUUCAAAAAUAGGAACUAACCAGAAAGAAGACUUAAAAACCAGAUGGUUAGCAACCACAAAAGAUAUUGACUUUGUCACCGAAGAUUUUAUUCAUAUAAAUGAUACUUAUUUCCGAGCACCUUCCAACUAUGAUGCUGAGGGCGACACUGAACUUUUACAGAUGUACGGGUAUCGGUUGUCGGAAGCGACGAAUUUGUAUCUGACAACACAAAGUGGGGAUAAAUUGGCCAAUGCCAAGACUUUUGAAACCCUACUGAGAGAAGUUGCACCUUUAGAAGGGCAUUUUGAGGACAUGGAAGAAUUGAACUCACUAUUAGACCAGUUUUUCAAAUAUUAUGAAAAUCAAGAUAUCUCAUUUCGACAACCCAAGACACUCUUUAGUAUUUUGUUGCAGGAGCACGUUGACAAUGUGGAUGUUUUUUAUAGCAAGCUGCUUCAAUGCUGGGCCGCUAUGAAUACGGAUAUAACCAAUAUUACAAGAGAGAUAGUAAAGCAACUACUUUGGUCAUACCUUGGGGUGUUCAAGAAGAGAUUAUACACUGACGAGAUUAGUCAGAUCAAAAAUAACAUAUCCGGACAGUAUAAGGAUAUAUUGGAUGAUUGGGAUACCCCACUAGAGAACGUCGAAGAAAACAAUCAAGAGGACUUUACGUCAUCCACGUUGCCGCUCGGCUCUCAAUCUCAAAUACAAUUGAAAAGUAGCCAGUCCCAGAUCCCUAUUAUUAAGUCAUCUCAGAAGACCAAAAAAAGUCGUCCAAAAAUCAAACACCCGCUCGAUUUGAGUAGCAGUCAAAGAAAGGCUGAUUCCACUGGUGCAGGGUUCCCAUCGUCACAAUUAUCAAGCUCUCUACCUUACAACAUGACACCCGCAUUUUCACUUAUGCAACCACCGAUGCUAUCGUCGCCUGUACCCAGUACACUAAUGUCAUCCCAAACAAAUACUACCACCAGGAAUAAACGGAAGAGGAAAAAGGUGGGCGGCUUCACUUGA